Miscanthus lutarioriparius is the source of this 1191-nucleotide messenger RNA. Lineage: Eukaryota; Viridiplantae; Streptophyta; Magnoliopsida; Poales; Poaceae. The record is from the annotation of a GenBank genome assembly.
AUGCAAGUAGCAAUGGAUGAAAGACAAGAUCUACAAGCUGUAACUGGAAAUGACAAAAGGAAUAUGUCAGAAGAUACAGGUACGAGUGUUUGUGGUGAAUAUCAAAUUAACUCAACUGGUAUGGAGGAUGUCAAGUCUACCAAAGGAUUACAGAACCAAGAAUGUUUGGAACAGAAAGAACAACUAGCAAGGGAGGAAAGACACAAUUUAGGAACAACAACUGAAAAUAACAAAAUGAAUAUGUUAGAACAUGCAGACGUUCUUGUCUGCGGGCAAUAUCAAAAUGGUCUAACUCAUACCAAGCCGUUUAAUCCGUUCUGCUCGACGUCGGACAACUACACCGACGGCAGCCAGUACAAGAAGAACCUGGACCAGUUCCUGGCCGCGCUCCCCACGGCGGCCGGCGACAACGGCUGGUUCUACAAGGGCAGCGCCGGGUCGGGGCCCGACGCGGUGUUCGGCCUCAUCAUGUGCUUCGCGGACCGCGACGCGUCCGAUUGCCUCUACUGUAUCUCCACGGCGUCAGCCGGGAUCACGACGGCGUGCCCGGGCAGCCGGAACGUGAGCGCGGCGUACGACGUGUGCGUCCUCCGGUACUCGGCCGCGCCGAUCCCCGCCACCGCGGACCUCGGCUACGUAUUCGCCGAGCCGCUGACCGCCAUCGGCAUGCCUGUGACCUCAGAAGCUGUGCCGGACGCCUAUGUGCCGCUGAUGGCCGCCCUCUCAAGCGGCAUCGCCUUUGACCCGUCGCGGAGUUUCAGAAGCAGCAUGGCGUACUCGAGCACGGGCACGCAGGAGAUGAAGAUGUACGGGCUGGCACAGUGCACCAGGGACCUCAACGGCAGCGAGUGCUCGACCUGCAUCAGGAGCUACGCCAUCAGGCUGGGGAAGCUGUUUCCCAGUCACACGGGAUGCUCCAUCAAGGGCUACAGCUGCUACCUGCGCUACCUGGUGUCGUUCCCGAUAGACAUCACUCUGCCGCCGGCGCCGGCGCCGGCGCCACCUACGUCUUCGCCGCCAACUCCAGAACCAUCAAAGACAGGGAUCGUGAUUGGCGUGUCUGUCGGCUCCGUCUCGAUCAUGAUCAUCCUGGCCAUCUUCUCCAUAUGGCUCCUUCGCCGGCGACGGAGGAGGCAGGCUAGAAUCCUUGAGGAAGCGAGGGAGCAAGAGCUGGGAGAAGGACGGUCAUGA